GUUAAAAAUGGAUUUUAAUGAAGAAGAUGACGGGCUUAAUUAUGAUAAGAACACACCCAUGGUUGGGUUCUUUGAGAUGUUUAAGUUCAGUACAUUCAAGAUCAAGAUCUACCUAGUACUAGGCAUCAUCUCUGCGAUCCUUGCAGGGAUAGCAAUGCCUCUGUUUGUUAUUUUUAUUGAAGAGCUUUACAACUCGUUUGACCCAGACACAUCAGUUAAGACGACAUAUGAUAACUGAUUCAAGAUAUUGCUAUAUCUGAUCUACAUUGGAAUUGGACUGUGGUUUGUCAGCUACCUCUACCUUGCCUUCUUCGGUAUGGUAUCUGAGUACACCGGAAUGAUCUACAGAGUUAAGUACUUAGAGUCAGUUCUUAAACAAGAUAUCUCAUGGUUCGAGAAUAAUGAUCCUCAAUCAUUGGCAUCAAAGAUUAGUAAAGAAGCUUCAGCUAUUCAAGUAGCUACUGGAGAGAAGGCAGCCAAUAUUUUCUUCGCGUUUACUAUGCUGAUCGCUGGGGCAGUAGUCUCAUUUACAAUGGGAUGGAAGUUUGCCCUUGUUACAGUUGCACUGUUCCCUCUUUUGUUCUUAGUCUUAUCCUUCAUGAUAAUUGUUCUCCAGAUGGGAUUUAAGAAACAAGAGCAAGCAUUCAAAGCUUCAAGCACUCUUGCAGAGCAAGCUUUAAACUCUAUUAAAGUUGUUCAGGCUUAUGGACAGGAAGAAAAAGAAGACGAAAGAUUCUGUGAGCCUUUGGAAGAAGCUAGAAAGAGCGGAAUUAAAUACCACUUCAUUUCUUCUCUUGCUUAUGGAAUGAAUAAUGGAAUUUUCAUGCUUAUAUUUGCCUUAGCUUUGUUCUUCGGAGCAUUGUUCGUAACUGAAGGAAUAAAAAACGAUAUCAGAGAUAGAGAUUACACUCCAGGGGAUAUUAUUGCAGUAUUUUUCGGAAUGAUGUUUGCUGCCUUUUCUCUUAGUUUGGCAGGACCAAACUUCAAGUCAGUAACAAAAGGUAGACAGGCAGCAUAUGCAGCUCUUCAAACUAUUGAAAGAGUGCCAAAUAUCAUUAUUGAUGAUGAAGCUGCCAAACGUAUAGACAAUAUCAGAGGUGAAAUCAAGUUCCAAGAUGUAAAGUUCAAAUACAAAACCCGGAAGAUCAAUGCUUUGGAUGGAGUCACCAUCAACUUUGAACAAGGCAAAGUCACUGCCCUGGUUGGUCCUUCUGGAUCUGGAAAGUCUACCAUUGUUCAGCUCAUGGAGCGCUUCUACGACCCUGAUGAAGGCUCAGUGCUCAUUGACGGUGAAGACCUCAGAAACGUCAAUCUCAGAGACUUCAGGUCCAAAGUGGGAUAUGUGGGACAGGAGCCUGUGUUGUUCAACCAAACCAUCAGAGAGAACUUGUACUACGGUAACCCUGAAGCCACCGAAGAUGACAUGCUCGAAGCUUGCAAGAAAGCCAAUGCAGCCAAGAUCAUUGAGAGACUUCCAGAAGGACUUGACACCAUUGUAGGAGCUCAAGGAGGCCAGCUUUCAGGUGGAGAAAAACAAAGAAUUGCUUUAGCCAGAGCAUUCAUCAAGGAUCCGAAGAUUCUAAUUUUGGAUGAAGCGACAUCAGCUUUGGACAGGAAGAACGAACAAGAAGUACAAGAAGCCAUUGACAAUUUGAAGAACGGAAAUCUGAACAUCACGACCAUUGUUAUUGCUCACAGGCUCUCAACUAUUAGAUAUUCGGACAAGAUUGUUGUACUUAAGGAGGGAAAAGUUGUGGAAGAAGGAAAUCAUAAAGAGUUAUUGAAAAAUUAUAAGGGAGGAGUUUACUCAACUUUAGUUGCUAAACAAGAAAAACUUGAUGAUGACCAAGAAGAAAGUGAUGAGAGUUUAGAUGGGAGUUCAGAUGAAUCUGCUGAUCAUAAAAAGAGGGUACACAAGACGUCUACAAUGAGAAAGAAUACUUCAUUUAAUGAAGAAGUCAAGAGCAAGAAAGAAGAGGCUGACGCACUUGAUGAAGAUAUUAAGAAAGAAAAGGAUGAACUUAUUGCUCAAAUCAAGAAAAAAGGAUACUUCAAGAGACUUAUAGAGUAUAAUCAACCUUACUGGUUGAUUGUUGUCGGUCUUAUAAGCUCAGGAAUUCAAGGAAUGACAAUGCCUGUUUUUGCUGUAUUUUAUGUCAAGAUUUUAUUUGCAAUGUUUGAAGAAGACCUUGAAUUAAUCGCUUGGUACUGCUUUGGAAUGGCUUGUAAUUGUGCCCUUUCUUGAACUGCUACAUACUUUCAAAAGCUGUCAUUUGGAAUUCUUUCUGAAAAUAUGACUAAAUGUAUUAGAAGAGACCUCUACAAAGCUAUACUAAAGAAGCAUGCAGGAUGGUUCGAUCUUCCAGAAAACAAUAUAGGAGUACUUACUUCUACUCUUACUUCUGAUGUAUAUGCAUUAAAUGGGGCUUCUACAGAGGGACUCUCAACAGUUAUUGAAACAUGGAUUGGACUCAUUGGCGGGCUAACCAUGGGACUCAUUUUUGAAUGGAGAAUUGCUUUAAGUGCUCUCUGUGUCAUUCCAUUCUUCAUUUGCUCAGCUGUAAUUCAAGUUCAAUUACAAACUGGAUUCACUGAAUCUCAAGAAGGUUCUUUAAAGAAAGCAAACUUGCUUCUAUCAGACGCUAUUUCUAAUUACAAAACAGUUGCUUCCUUUGGACACGAGUACUUACUUACAGACAUCCUUAGAGAAAAUUUGAAAGAGCCUUUAAGAAAAGGAGCCAUUAAGUCUCAUUUAGCAGGAUUCGUAUUUGGGUGGUCUAACUUUGUCCAGAAUGUUGUGAUGGGUCUCUUGUUUUUCCUCGGAGCAGUGUAUAUCAGAUAUGAUGGAGCUGAUCAGGAAAAUUGCUUCUUGGCUAUUUUUGUUUUGAUGUUUGCAGCAUGGGGAGCUGGACAAGCUCAACAGUUCGGACCAUCUCAAGGUAAAGCUUUCAAAUCUGCUAUCAGGAUAUUCUCUAUUAUUGAUGAGCCCUCAGAAAUUGAUGCCAGUGAAGACAGUUCAGAACUUGUUAUGGCUGAUGAUAAGACCUUUAAUGGUAAAAUUGAAUUUAGAAAUGUAUGGUUCAGAUACCCGACCAGGCCAGAUACCUGGGUUCUUAAAGAUUUCUCACUUACUGUUCUCCCACAUGAGAAGAUAGGAUUGGUUGGAGAAUCUGGAAGUGGAAAGAGUACCAUAGUCCAACUGAUUCUUAGGUUUUACGAGCCUCACUUUGGUCAGAUCUUGAUUAACGGAGUCGACAUCAAGCAUUACAAUCUGAAGUCUCUUAGACAACAAAUGGGGCUAGUGCAGCAAAUGCCAACUUUGUUUAAUGACUCUGUACUGUUUAAUAUCUGAUAUGGAGAAAACGAGCAAGAUGUGAACAAAGCUAUAGAAGCAUCUGGCAUCUCAAACGCUAAAGGCUUCAUCUCAAGACUAACAGAUGCUAAAGGAGAUGACAAUGUUGCAAUUGAAGAACAUGAAGAGGUCGAUGAAGACAAUGUUGAUGUUGAAGAUCUCAAGAAAGGUCUAAAAACUGGAUGUGGAACUAAUGGAGGUAAACUAUCUGGAGGACAAAAGCAAAGAGUUGCCAUAGCUAGAGCUGUAAUCCGUCAACCUAGCAUUUUGCUUCUUGAUGAAGCUACAAGUGCCUUAGAUGAAGUUUCUCAAGGAAAAGUGCAAGAAGCACUCGAGAAAAUCAUGGAAGGCAGGACAUCUAUCGUUAUUGCUCAUAGGCUUACAACUAUUGAGAAUUGUGAUAGAAUCGUAUUACUUAAGAAUGGAAAGAUAUAUAAGCAGGGAAAAUACAAUGAAAUCAAAAACGAUUUGUAA
Molecule: messenger RNA, 3826 nt
Organism: Moneuplotes crassus
Lineage: Eukaryota; Ciliophora; Spirotrichea; Euplotida; Euplotidae
Source: the annotation of a GenBank genome assembly